AUGCCGAUGAGCGUCAGGUCGUUCGAGGAGAUGACCUCGAUAACCGACAUGAAGGACGGAACCUAUUCGGUGAAGAUGCGACCAAACUGCAAUGUGUGCGCCGGUCAUCCAAACAAGACGCAGAAUUGGCAGCGCUCUUAUUUAUUCCUCAAGUCCGACGACUCGGCUUUCGAGGAGCCCCCUCGAGAGGGCUAUCGGGUUCUAUGGAACCGUUCUUGUGUUGGCCAUCCUACGUCUCCAGUCUAUCCGGAGGAUUUCCUGAAAAGCGUUCGAGCCGUCGCUUUGCUUCGAAUUUACCGUUGGUCCGAAAUUUCCGUUGAGAGGAUUCGCGAGCUUAAGGACCGGAUCGCUCGAAGAGAGUGGAGAUCUGAUCUUCCGACCGUUCUUCCUAUUCGCACCAAGAGACUAGACAUCUUCCCGAAGGACAUCCAGAAGCAAGUUUCUAAAGCAAAGAGGAUGGGAACUCUUCCUGAUUUGAGCGCGAUAUUAGCCGCCCAGCUGGGGCUGGCCAGCGGGGAAGGACCCUCGACGGCGGUUCCUCGCGCUGGUGGGGUUCCCCCUUCUGAUGCUAGAAACGCAGGGAAGGGUAAAAAAAGGAAGAGGGGCGGCUCGGAAGUCGAGGUGAGUGCCGAGGAGGCGAGCGACGUUCCUCCUUCUGGCGAACCCCAGAAGAAGAAGAAGAAGAAGAAGAAGAGGACAAAGAAGCCCGUUGACGAGCGGUCGGAGAAUCUCGAAGAACCGGCUGAGAUUGAGGAGGGCGAUGUCCAAGAAGAAGAACUUCAACCCGAAGAGAAGGCUUCUGAGGCUGAAAUCUCGGGAGAACGGAACGAUGCGGAGGAAGUUGGUGGAGGGGAGGAAUCUGAAACUCCUCUUAGUGCCGCCCGUCCGGACGGUUCUGAAGGGGACAGCGGAGAGUCGCCGCUUUUGAUCAGGAGGCCUAACGACGGUGUUGGCGACGAGGCGCGAUCUCCUAUUCUGGCGCCUUCUCGCGAGGGAACUCCGGCUCUCAUUGGAGAAGGGGCCGCUCAGAUCGGCACUUCUUCUCGCGGCUCCGCUAUCUUGAGGUGGGUUCCCGGAGUCAACUUUCCGGACAAGGUUUCGUUUCACUACGAGGGACCGGCCCCUCUAGUGUACGUUCCUGAGAAGUGCGGAGAGUUCCUUCGCCAACUAAGAGGGAGGGCGAAACCUUUGCCCGCCGUGAAGGACCUCAUCUUUGGGAGAGAAUACGAGGAAGUUGCGAGGGCCAAGCUGCUGGGGGACAGCGCGGUGAACGUCGUGAUUGAUAAAUACGACACUGCCCUGAAGGGAGCUUUGGGCGAACUCGAGCUGGCUAAGAAGGAGCAAGCGGAUAGAGAGGAAGCUUCUGCUCGCCAGCUGAAUGCAUCGAGGGCUGACGUCGAGAGGCUUAACGGGAUGGUUGCUCGCAUCAUUGUUCGAAGGGACGGGCUCAAAGCCGAGUUGGAGACAUCCCGAGGAGUCGUCCGCGAGCUCGAGCGGAAGAAUGCCGGACUUGAGAGCGAGAAGGUUUCUCUCGCUGCGUCUCAUGAAGGAGAGAUGAGGCGCCUUAGAGAUUCCAGAAUCCUAGAAGUGACGAGGGAAAGAGGAAGAGUUGAGGCCGAGAUGGCCGCGAAAGCUAAUCGUCGCUUCACUAGGAUUCGCUCCCGAGAAGAGCGACGAGGUCCCUACGAGGAGGCCCGGUUGCUUCAUAGCCAAGCCUUCGGAACCAGGAAAUGCCUUGAGGCUUUGAAGAGGGCUGGGAGCGAUAUCUCGCAAGCUACUAUCGAGAUAUUCGCCGAGCAAGAAAAGAAAUACGAGCAGGAAGCCGAGAAGCUUAGGGUGGGUGAGAUACCCGAGGAAGAUCUCACACUUUCUCCUCUCGUAUUGGACUCUCAGUUUAUGGAUGCUCGAAUCUUGGCGAGUCUCGAUCCGUAUGGGUCCAACGCCGGCUUGAUCGAUCCGGAGACUGCAGCGAGUCUUCACGUUCCGCCUACUUAUCCGAAUGAAGCGCGGCGCGAAGACCCGACGCCUCUUCUUGAAGGCCCUUUGGCCGAUCUAGAGAUCAUCCCGAGAUCAGACGAAGCGCGUGUUUCUCCGGCUGCUCGUGAGUUGAGUGUCAGGGCUUCGGAGCUCUCCAUCCUCAACGAUCGUGAAAGCGGCCGGGAGGACUAG
Brassica napus (rape) is the source of this 2169-nucleotide messenger RNA. Its product is annotated as meiosis-specific protein ASY2-like. The record is from RefSeq and is a predicted model, not a curated record. Lineage: Eukaryota; Viridiplantae; Streptophyta; Magnoliopsida; Brassicales; Brassicaceae. The transcript has 4 exons. The coding region runs from base 1 to 2169 and encodes 722 amino acids.